This is a messenger RNA of Aspergillus alliaceus, 537 nucleotides long. RefSeq lists its product as uncharacterized. The transcript has 3 exons. Lineage: Eukaryota; Fungi; Ascomycota; Eurotiomycetes; Eurotiales; Aspergillaceae. The coding region runs from base 244 to 420 and encodes 58 amino acids. The record is from RefSeq and is a predicted model, not a curated record.
GGAUAGGUUAGAAUUAAAUAGGAGCCUUAUAACCCUAUGAGUAUCUUCACGGAUUAAGAAAACAAUAUCAAUUUCGGCAAAUUGCGGGUCCCUCUAUUCGGAGUUUAGCACAGCGCAAGACUGAGUGGGCUGACAAUGCUGGUGGCUCUUCUAUAAAAUUAAAGAAACUGGCUAUGUCGGGCCAAUAUCGCCGCGGUAAAUACGAGCUCCCCUUUAAGUUGAACCACGAAUUACAGUAAACGCAUGCAAAUUUCGCAUAGCGCGGUACAGGCCGUGCGUUCGUCAAGAAUCUAUCAGUUGAACACUCCCGCGCACUUUCACCCUCAUAGUGAGCACAUAUUCGUGUUCGGUUCAAGGAGGACUGCCAUGCUUCGUGCUAAGGUGCAACCGAAGAUCAUGGAGCAUUAUCAGAUCAGAUAGAUGAAUCACAUUCGCCAUUGCUUGCUGCUUGUGGGACUUCUGAGCAGAUCUAGCAAGUACUCUGUACCCAAUCAAGUCUAAGCGGCUGGAAGACCCGCUGCAAUGUUAACAUCGUCC